GAAUAUGGUUCCUUAUCCUUAGCUUUCAGAUGGUUUUAGCCUUUAGAUUUCAGUGAGAACGCAGCUCAUCACACUGAUUGCUUGCUGGAGUCGGGUCCGCUAACCGAUCCGCCAUGGUCGAUGCAGAACCUACGGGAGACGGGAAGGAACUCCGCCGCCUCCUCGCCUCCCUCUCUGCCGCCGCGGAAGACGUCCAAUCGUUCCGCGGCCGCUGGUCCUCCGUCUCCGUCACCGUUGCCCACCUCUCCGCUGCCCUAGACGACCUCGAUCGUCUCAAGUCUUUCCCCCUCGUCGCCAAACUCCUCUGCUCCCUUCUCCAAGCUGCAUCCUCCGCUCUUGACCUCGCCGUUCUCUGCCGCACCCCUGACCCUCCCGCCGCUCGGCUCCACACCCAGAGCAACAUUGCCGCCGCCUCCGCGGCCCUUCAGCAGCUCGCCGCAGACGCCGAUGUUCUCCGCCGCAGCGACGCUCUUUUCGACCCGCCGGAGGAAGGGAGUCGGCACCGAGAGUCUGUGCGGGAGGAGGCCCGGAGCCUCGUGAUUCGGCUUCAGAUCGGGAGCCCCGAGUCGAGGAUCGCCGCGCUGGAUUCUCUCCUCGACCUCCUAUGCGACGACAAGAACGUCAUGGCGACCGUCGCACAGGGCGCGGUGCCGGCGCUUGUCCGCCUCCUCGACUCCGUCUCCGUCGCCGCGUCCUGCCACGAGGCGAGGGAGAAGGCCGCGGCGGCGAUCGCAAGGAUCUCCGCCGUGCCAAGCUGCCACCACCUCCUGACCACGGAGGGCCUGCCCCUUCUCCACCACCUCGCCCGCGUCCUCGAGUCCGACGGUGGCGUCGCCAAGGAGAAGGCUUGUAUCGCCUUGCAAACCCUAACCCAGACCAGGGACAAUGCCCUCAUCAUCGGGUCCCGCGGCGGGAUCGCCGCACUCCUAGAGAUCUGCCGCGGUGGAACUCCCUCCUCCGCCCAGGCAGCCGCCGCCGCGGUGCUGAAAAAUCUCGCCGCGGCGCAAGAACUCCGGCAAAAAUUCGCCGAAGAGAAUGGAGUCCCGGUCAUCGUCGGAGUUUUAGCGUCCGGAACACCUCUUGCCCGAGAGAACGCCCUCAGCUGCCUUGGCAAUCUAUCUUCUAGUGAAGAAUCCCAAAACAUAAAAGUAUCCAUCUUCAAAGAAGGGGCUUUGGAAUCCCUGAAGAACUACUGGGAAGCAGUUGAAGCAGGAGAGCAUCAAAAUCUUGAGCUGGGAAUUCGCUUAGUAAGAAACUUGGCAUGUUUCAGGUACAUAGCAGAGGCCAUCGCCGCCUCCGGCUUCCUUCUCCGCGUCACCAGCGCACUGGAGAGCUCCAGGCCAGGAGCAAGAACAGAGGCAGCCAUGGCAGUAGCUGAAUUAUCUUCAGUUUUUGGGAGGGCGAGGAAGGAGUUUGAGGGCGCAGUCACUCCCCUGGUGCGGAUGCUGGAAGCAAAAGCCAUGGAGGAAAAGGAAGUUGCUGCAAAGGUUGUGGCUUCUCUGAUGUCAUUCCCUGUGUAUCAGAGAUUGCUGAGGAAGGAGGAGAAGGGAAUAGUAAGCAUCGUUCAGCUCCUCGAUCACUCAGUUCUUGUCGAUAAGAAGUUCCCAAUUUCAAUACUGGUAUCGAUUUCAAAGUCAAGAAAGUGUAGGAAGCAGAUGGUGGCGGCCGGAGCCUGCGGGUACUUGCAGAAACUUGCGAUCAUGGAGGUGGAUCGGGCAAAGAAGUUGCUUGAGGACUUGCGAAGAGGAAAGAUACUGGGAGUAUUUCCAAGAACUUGACUGACAAGUAUGGACACUGAGCUUGAGGAUACUCCAUGUGUAUAUAACAAUAACACUGCCUCAGCAAAUUGUUAUCAGCCUCUUGAAUCUUUCUGAAGAUGAUAUUGUACUAAUCACAUGUGUGUCGGCUUAAGAUUGUUGAGUCAUUCAAGCACAGUUUCUCGUUGCUUUGAAAAUUGUCAAUGACUACUUUUGCCUUGGGAGUAGGUAGGCUCUUAGUCUGAAGUUAUAUAAUUCUUAACCACAGAGAUUUUUAAUCA
Molecule: messenger RNA, 2038 nt
Organism: Zingiber officinale
Lineage: Eukaryota; Viridiplantae; Streptophyta; Magnoliopsida; Zingiberales; Zingiberaceae
Exons: 1
Coding region: 114-1778 (554 amino acids)
Molecular function (GO): protein binding
Source: RefSeq, a predicted model, not a curated record